This is a messenger RNA of Penicillium waksmanii, 864 nucleotides long. Its product is annotated as class I SAM-dependent methyltransferase. The transcript is spliced from 4 exons. NCBI's taxonomy places the organism in Eukaryota, Fungi, Ascomycota, Eurotiomycetes, Eurotiales, Aspergillaceae. The record is from RefSeq and is a predicted model, not a curated record. Bases 1 to 864 code for a protein of 287 amino acids.
AUGGAAAGUAAAGCGCCCGGAAGUUCCCCGCUACUGCACUGGGAGGCUAUGGCAGCAGCCUGGGAUGAAGGGAUGGGCGACGAAGGCAAUCAAUACUUUUCCGCCCUGGAGCUUCCAGUUCUAAAGAGGUUGGUGAAUAUUCGUCCCGAAGCUCGGGGCUUGGAUCUUGCGACAGGAAAUGGACUCGUCGCUCGGUGGCUAGCUCAAGAAGGGGCCUCUGUACUUGCAACAGAUGGAUCGGAGGCAAUGCUAGAACGAGCGCGCGCUCGUACCGCCCUUUGGUAUGAGCGGGGCCAGCUUCCACAAGGCAAGAUCGCCUUUGAUAUCUUAGAUGUGACAGAUAACGAGUCAUGGAAGAAGAUGAUUUCCAGUCAUCCUGAUAUGAACAAAGGAUUCGACGUGAUAACCAUGAAUAUGGCUCUCAUGGAUAUUCCGGAUCUUGAACCUCUUGCUGCGGGGUUGCCAAAGAUUCUACGAAAGAAUGGGUGCUUCGUGGCUACGCUACUGCAUCCUAUUUUCUUUACGUCAGGUGCCGACCGGCAAUUGACGGUUCAUGAGAAUCCUCGGACCGGUGAAAGAGAGUUUGAUCUAGCAAUUGUUAUGAGAAAAUACUUCGAUGUCCCCCCAGCUAGACAGCUGCCCUUUACCGAGAAUACAGAGUCACCGCCUCCAUUUAGCUUUCAUCGCCCUUUGCAGGAGCUAUUUGCACCGUUCUUCAAAAAUGGAUUGGUACUUGAUGCCCUGGAAGAGACGAAUUUUGACGAGACCUUUCAAGACUCAGGUAGACCGCAUGCCGCAAGAAACUUUACCCAAUUUCCAAAAAUACUUGCGUUUAGGAUGAGACAAGCAAAUCUGAAUGAAUAA